This is a messenger RNA of Prunus armeniaca (apricot), 1458 nucleotides long. The record is from the annotation of a GenBank genome assembly. NCBI's taxonomy places the organism in Eukaryota, Viridiplantae, Streptophyta, Magnoliopsida, Rosales, Rosaceae.
AUGGGUGACAAGUUCAAGGAAUUCAUCAAGAAUCCCUUCUCGUCUUCAUCCUCUGGUAAAUUCAAGGGCCAAGGUAGAGUGUUGGGGUCGUCUUCAUCAGGUCCCGCUAAUUCGGCCCUCCUCCGCCAAUCGCAGGCUCCCCAAUCCAAGCCCAAGCCCAACCCCGUUUCAAAUUCAAAUUCAAAUUCUAGUUCAUCGGCUGCCUCGCCAAAUCCCAAGCCUUCGCCUCAGAAAACACAGAAUCUUGAUCAGAACAAGCCGGAGUUUUCGAAUAAUUCCAAACCUAAUCGCAAGCCGGAAAAUGGGUUUGAUCCAUUUGACUCUCUGAUCACUCCGGGGAAGAGAUCCCAAAAUGGGUAUACGCUAAAUGUCUACGAAUGUCCAAUCUGCGGCCAAUCUUUUAGGUCAGAAGACGAAGUCUCCGUACAUGUAGAUACCUGUGUUAAUACUUCGGUGGACAAUAAAAGUGCAGAGGGUCCUGGUGUUUCAGGGUCGGAUGAUAUCGGGGUUGGGUCGUCUCGGAGUGAAUUGGAAGCUCGCAUUGGCACCUUUGCCUCAGGAAAUCCGGCUACAGGAUCGGUGGAGGUUGUUCUUAGGCUGUUGAGGAAUAUAGUUAAGGAACCGGAGAACGUGAAGUUCAGAAAGAUUCGGAUGAGUAAUCCAAAGAUAAGGGAGGCCAUUGGUGAGGUUGUGGGAGGCAUGGAGUUGCUGGAGUUUGUGGGGUUUGAAUUGAAAGAGGAGGAAGGGGAUAUGUGGGCAAUGAUGGAGGUCCCUUCGGAGGAACAAAUUAGUUUGAUGAAAAAUGGAAUAGCGUUACUGGAACCACCGAAGGUACAAGAACUUCAAAAGAUCGAAAAUUCUCCAUCAAUUGAUACACCUAAGGUGGAUGAACAGAUUGAACCAAAGAAGGUCGACCGCCAGACCAAGGUCUUCUUUUCUGUCUCUGAAAGUGUAGCAGCAAGAAUUGAGCUACCAGAAUCUUUCUAUAACCUGUCAGCUAUGGAACUAAAAAGAGAAGCUGAAACGAGAAAGAAGAAGAUUGAAGAUUCGCAGAUGUUGAUCCCAAGGUCAUACAAGGAAAAGCAGGCAAAAGCUGCUAAAAACAGGUACAGAAAAACUGUUGUCCGGAUCCAGUUUCCUGAUGGAGUGGUGCUCCAGGGUGUUUUUUCUCCUUGGGAGUCAACUAGCUCUCUAUAUGAGUAUGUGAGCUCGGCAUUGAAAGAGCCUAGUUUGGAAUUUGAGCUGUUAAAUCCUGUAGCUAUCAAACGGCGGGUGAUCCCUCAUUUUCCUAGAGCAGGGGAGAAAGCUGCAACACUAGCUGAUGAGGAUUUGGUCCCCUCAGCUCUUGUCAAGUUUAAACCUAUUGAAACUGAUUCUGUUGUUUUCACGGGGCUGUGUAAUGAACUCCUUGAGAUUAGUGAACCGCUUACAAGUGGUUCAGCUGUUGCUCCUGUAUAA